AUGGAAAUGACAGCUGAGAAUGUGCCUGCUGAGGAAUCAGCGUCCCCAGCGCAGCCGCAACAGCAACAGCAGGAUCAAGAGCAGGAGCCACAGAAACAGCACGAUCAAGAGCAGGAGCCACAAAAAUGGCGGGAGAAGGCGAAGGAGCAGGAGCAGAAUUCGCCGCAGCAUGUAAGCGCAUACAACACUCCCGAGCAUGCGCCUUGUGGCAGUUCAGAGGAUUUUCCCAACAACGGUAGUUCGCCUUUCAUGUCCCGGCCCUGUUGCGCCACCGAUCCGGAGCCAUUGCGUAACCUCAUCGUAAACUAUCUCCCUCCCAUGAUGGAUGAGGUACAGCUGUGCCAUCUUUUCGGGCAGUUCGGGCCGAUUGAGAGUGUGAAGAUCAUCUUUGACAAGGAGACAAGGGAGAGUCGUGGCUAUGGCUUCGUGAAGUAUGUCCACUUCUUUAGUGCAACAUACGCAGUGAACUCUCUCAAUGGCUACCACAUUGGGGGGAAACGAUUGAAGGUGGCGUAUGCGAAUGUUGAGGCCGCGAUGGAAAACUACAGGGCACUGAGAAUGUCGGCAAUGAUGUUCUCUAUGCAACAGCAGAUGGCUUUGCAGUCCGUAUUCUGCCAGCAGAUGCUGUUGGCGCGACAGCAAGGGGAUGGGCCGCAGUAG
Molecule: messenger RNA, 660 nt
Organism: Trypanosoma grayi
Lineage: Eukaryota; Euglenozoa; Kinetoplastea; Trypanosomatida; Trypanosomatidae
Product: RNA-binding protein RBP-3
Exons: 1
Coding region: 1-660 (219 amino acids)
Cellular component (GO): ribonucleoprotein complex
Molecular function (GO): RNA binding
Source: RefSeq, a predicted model, not a curated record